Messenger RNA from Odontomachus brunneus, 2363 nucleotides. RefSeq lists its product as uncharacterized. The transcript has 3 exons. The coding region runs from base 290 to 1213 and encodes 307 amino acids. The record is from RefSeq and is a predicted model, not a curated record. NCBI's taxonomy places the organism in Eukaryota, Metazoa, Arthropoda, Insecta, Hymenoptera, Formicidae.
AGAGAACGUUUAGAGGUUAAGUUAAGGUUAGGUUAGGUUAAGUUUAACUUCAUCAAGCACACCGACGAGAGCUUUAGAAUAAAGAUAUCGUGAUUAUUAAUAAAUACAAAUUCUUUGUGUUGUUAGACACGAAUGUAAAUAACCGAAGAACAUUCGCAGAGUUAAUUAACGAGGACUGUGUGGUAGAAUGCGGAUGAUCAUAGGCGAAGUUGCAAAGUCAGCUGCAACUACGAUAUAUUUUCCGUUCACGAAGAGGUGACCGUCGAUCAUAUUCACUUGACCGAGAAUUAUGGAUGUGAUAAGCGCUAACGACGUCCAUGAGUCCCACACUCCGCUCUCUGCAAAUCGUGAUUUUCUGCAAAUCUCGUGCAACUGGCGGAUUACUAAUGACAAACAGUUUUACCAUGCUAUUAGCACUGCGCCAAUGUUGCACGCACCUAAAAGAAUAAACUGUGAAGACAUAGUGUCUUUGGACACUUGCAUCGCUCUGCAAUCAACAGACUCUGAAUCAACAGAACCUUGCAUGAUAGACAUCAAAGUGACAAAUUAUCAGAAAAUAGCACGUGUUGCUGUUGUUUCCGAGGCCAACGUUCUGGAAUUCUUCAAGCAAUCUGGAGAAUAUGAGACAACGAUAUUCGCAGAUUUUAUAGAUGAAUUUGAGGAUAAUUCUGUAUACUUAGCAGAAACAGCUAUACAACCUCCUACUACUGAAGCUAGUAUUAAGUUUACCAGAACAAAAAACAAAGGCACAACAAUGUGGAUAUAUGGUAUAAGACUUAUUCUGACAGAUGCAGUGAAAGAGAAGGAAACAGAUGUUUUUAAUUAUGAUGUCAUUCAGACUUUUCUCAGUAAUGUGAAUGGAAAGCCACACAGAGGAGCUGACAUGGCAAGGAAAGUACUUGAGUGUUUCAAUGCACAAGAAAUCAUAAACAAUGAAGAGUUUUGUCAGAAAAAUCUGGAAACUCUUGCUUUGGACUCACUAGCAAAUUCUCUCAAAUGCAAAAAUGGAAUUCUAAAGAGUGAUAAUGAAAAGGAAAAUUCAAACUCCAUGGAUGAUUCUAAACAUUUGGAUACAGAUGUCAGAACAUAUAUUGACAACAAAUUUUAUGACAUGGAAAGGAGAUUGAUGAAAAGAAUAGAUGAGAUGGAAGCCAAUACUAAUCAAAGAUUGGAUGCUAUCUUAAGAAAGCUUGAAACACAAUUGAAUAUUUGAAGUAAAUGUUAACUUUGAGUUUUGACUUUUGAUACUUAAUGAAACAUGUAUUUAUAUAAUGUGAAUAGAAUAAUAUAUAAAAAUAAUGUAUCUAAUAAAAUUUUAAUAAGAUAGAUAUAUAUAUAUAUAUAUAUAUAUAUAUAUAUAUAUAUAAACAUGAUAUAAGUAAGAUGAUUAGUUUUAUAACUCUUAAUUCAACACAAAUAUUUGAGUUUCUUUAACCAAGUAUAAAGUGUAAUAUUUUUUUAUUUAUAUUAGAAUAAUUUACUUUAUUCACAUAUUAUACAAUUAAUUACUGUAUCACAUUUCUAAAUUCCGUAUAAAAAAAAUUAUAUAAAACAUUGCACACAAUUUCAAAUUCAUGUUAACAAUACACUUGUGACUUAUAUGGAUUAGUUUAUUUAUCUUAAUUUAGCUAUGGAAGUCUGUAAAAGUUGCUCUAAGAGCUAUUGUAUACACUAUGUUCACACAGUAACCUAAAGCCAGUUUAUCAACAGCUUCAAUCUACAUUACAUAACCAAUGUAAAAACAAUUUGAUUUCUGUUGUAACUAUUUAUUUAUUAUGACUGUAUGUUAUGUAAUUGUAUAUACGUUUUAUAACACAACAUAUUGCUGAUGAUAUAUUACUCACAAAAUUAUUUUGUAUAGACUAGGAAUGUAUUGAUCUUAUCUCAUUAUUGAUCAUUUAUACCAAAAGUGCUGGGAUUAAGUGAAGAAUCUUAACCAAUCAUAAUUUACUGACACUUUCUAUUAAGGAUAAUGUUUUUGUUACAACUUUUUAUAUAACACACUAGUAGUUACAUCAGAAAUCAAUUUUGUGCUAAUAAAAACAUAAAUUGCAAUAUCUGCAUAGAUGUUAUCAAAUUAGUUUUAGGUUAUCAUUUGAACAUGGUUCAACAUAUUAGUGGCAGUUAUACAAAGUCGAUUAUUUAUAUAUAAUUAGGUUUUCCAUAUUAUAAAAUAUAUAUCGUAUAUAUGAAAACAUAAAAACCUGCAGUGAUUCUUAUAUUUAAUGUAUGAUUAUUUAUGUUUACAAGUGUAUUGUAAAUUAUAACAAGUACUAAGAAAUAAUAUGCAACAAAUAAGUAUUAAGAAACUAAAAAAUGAUUAAGAACCACGAUCACAAUAUAAAUAAAAAGAAUGAUUUGUA